Molecule: messenger RNA, 1304 nt
Organism: Suillus discolor
Lineage: Eukaryota; Fungi; Basidiomycota; Agaricomycetes; Boletales; Suillaceae
Exons: 7
Coding region: 300-1115 (271 amino acids)
Biological process (GO): mycotoxin biosynthetic process
Source: RefSeq, a predicted model, not a curated record
CAUGGUUGCGGAACCUGUUCCACCACAGCGAGCAUAUCCAGUGUACGUACUUCUAUCUAUCAAAGGUUGCCAGCAAAUCCCCUUCCCAGAAAAGAUGAUCGAAACGACAUAUUUCAUUGAUCAACUAGUUUGUCAGCGCUUCAGCACUAGCUCUCAAAACAUACUGCAGCGUUUACGACUUUAACAUUCACCCCCUCCACGUCAAGGACUCACUGCAAAGCAUUCGCACGUAGUUUUUCUCGCCAGCUUUCGUAUUCGGCUCAGAAAAGUAGACGCAGCUGGUAACCACGGGAGCCAGCAUGUCUAAAGAUUCUUUACACUCUUCUGACGAGGAGACAAUCUUCGGUGACGUAGACAGGCCCGGUGCAAAACCUCAUAUCAAAUCUCGCAUUCUUCACCUGUGGCCUUGGUUGAGCAUUGGUUCGCUUAUAGUCACAUCCGUGUCCUCCUUCACGCUGUGGAUGAGCACGUCUUCUGCUCAUCUUGCUAUAUACUCUCCAGCAAGUGUUGCUGUUGAGCCUGUUAUUACAAGGUUCAAUGGGACCAUCACUUUUCCUUCUAUCUAUCGUAUUCACAGUGGACCUCUUGAAGCUCCCGACUAUCAUGGCCCUCCUUCCCCAGAAAUCGAUGCUGCUUGGGCCAGGAUUUCUGAUGAUGUGCCACCAAUCCGGGUUACGAUUGAUGACCUACGUAAAGCUGGAGAAGUAGAUUUGCCAGCGAAGGUUAAGUAUCCACAAAGUAGCGGUGGAGGUUUCAUGGCAUCGUUGGAAGUCAAUCAUCAAAUGCGUUGUCUGAACAUCCUUCGCAAAUCCUCUUGGCCCGACCAUUACAAAUUGGACCCCUGGUUGCAGCGGGACCCCUCGGUAGUUCGAAUGCAUCUUGAUGAUUGCAUCGAACUGAUCAGGCAGUCUAUCAUGUGCCAUGCCGAGGUUGCGAUGAUCACGUGGGACUGGGUGAAGAACCACAACCAAGCCUACCCCAACUUCAACACCCGUCAUGCAUGUAGGAAAUAUGAGAACGUGAUGGACUGGGCUAUCCAACAUGGUGAUCGAUCCGAGGUUACUCGGAUGGAGGAUACGAUUGACCUCCCUUUCCCUCAUCAGUACAGUAUAUGAUGCAUCUUGCGGGAUGAGACAUCGCACUAUGAUAAUGAUUGCGCAUGUUCUUCAAGGUGAUGCGUGACGCGGAGAAGCUAUAAAUAAGAAUAGUGAUAACUAGGGCACUGAUAAUUGACUUAACAUAUUGGUGACAUAGUACAAUCGCACAUUGACGAAAACCACCCCUUCCUGUGCCUCAAAAAUAGC